Messenger RNA from Coprinopsis cinerea okayama7#130, 1340 nucleotides. RefSeq lists its product as hypothetical. The transcript has 4 exons. The record is from RefSeq and is a predicted model, not a curated record. NCBI's taxonomy places the organism in Eukaryota, Fungi, Basidiomycota, Agaricomycetes, Agaricales, Psathyrellaceae. Gene Ontology annotation, cellular component: cytosol. Gene Ontology annotation, molecular function: mRNA binding. Bases 75 to 1115 code for a protein of 346 amino acids.
CACGAAGAAACCGGUUCAUCUAGUUCAUCCCCCCGUUCAUCCCCCCUACAAAACUCUAGUCCAUUCAGUUCAUCAUGUCUGACGCCCAAGCCGCCCAGGUCACAGAGAACGGCGCGCCUGCUGUGGAGAAGACCCAAGAAGCUCCUGGCUUCAAGGUAUUCGCUGGAAACCUUGCUUAUACCACCACAGAUGAAGGGCUGAAGGCUUUCUUUGAGCCUGUCCAGGCCGAUAUCCUCUCAGCUUCAGUUAUCUUGAGAGGAACACGUUCUGCAGGCUAUGGAUUUGUUGCUCUUGCUACUGAGGAGGCCGCUCAGAAGGCAGUCGACGCCUUGAACAAGAAGGAGCUCGACGGUCGUCAAGUCAUCGUCGAGAUCGCCAAACCUGCCGAACAAAAGGACAAGGAGAAGAAAGAGCGCAAGGCUAAGCGACGACCUGGCCGUCGUGGCGGCAAGGCUGUGCCUGGAGAAGUCACCGAGGCAGAGGCCAACGGCGAAGCCCCUAAGCCAGAGGCCGCUGCUUCCGCCGAGGGCGAGGACAAGCCCAAGAGGAAGAAGCGCAAAUCUCCUCGCAAGAAGAAGGCCGCUGCUCCUCCCCCUGAGGGCGAGGCUGGCACCGAGGGUACCCCUGCUGCUGCUGACGGUACAACUGAUGCAGACGCCCCCAAGAAGGCCCCUCGUGCUCGCAAGCCCAAGGCCCCCCGUACUCCCCGGCCCGCUGGCGAGGACCCUGUUGGCGAGCCCUCCAAGACCAUGCUCUUCGUCGCCAACCUUGGCUUCGCUGUUGACGACGAGGCUCUCGCUGCCUUGUUCACUGACGCCGGCAUCACCGUGAACAGCGCUCGUAUCGUCCGCCGCCGAUGGGGUCAGCCACGAAAGAGCAAGGGUUACGGCUUCGUUGACGUCGGAUCUGAGGAGAACCAGAAGAAGGCCAUCGCAGCCUUGGACGGCAAGGACAUCGCUGGCCGUGCCAUUGCCGUCAAGGUCGCUGUCAACACCCCGGAGGAGAAGGAAGAAGAGGCCAAGCCUGCUGAGGGUACUGCUCCCGCUGCCACCCCCGCUGCUGCUGAGGCUGCCGCCCCUGCCGCUGCUGCUGCUGCUCCUGGCCCCGCUGCCUAAUGAUCCUUAAUUUACUUACUAACGCCCUUGUUACGAGUUUUUUAUUACGUCCAUGACAUGCUUUGCUACAUAUUCUCCUCCCCCUCCUCACACCGUCGUGGUGGGUACUUGUUAAGUUAUGUAUCUACCUUUUACUUCGUGGCCCCGGUAUUCGUUACAGUUGUUAUUACUUGUGGUCCAUUUAGCAAUGCCCAUGAUUGCUUUUCCGUCUCGAAUGUUGCUGAG